Chiloscyllium plagiosum (whitespotted bambooshark) is the source of this 4653-nucleotide messenger RNA. It is a transcript of the gene wscd2, whose product is annotated as WSC domain sialate O sulfotransferase 2. The record is from RefSeq and is a predicted model, not a curated record. NCBI's taxonomy places the organism in Eukaryota, Metazoa, Chordata, Chondrichthyes, Orectolobiformes, Hemiscylliidae. Gene Ontology annotation, molecular function: sulfotransferase activity.
GGCGAGGAUGAUGAGGGAGGGCAGGUUUGGGGAAUAAAAGUCAAGCUGCUUGUUUUCAGACUGAGCUGCACGCCUGCGUGCUGCCUGAGAGCGCUGGUGGUAAUCGUGGUGAAAGGCGCAGGUUCUAGAGAGAGAGAGACUGAAACGGUGAGGGGAGCAGAGGAGACCGCCAACAGGAGAAUCUCUGAAGAGGACGGAGCGGACGACGAGCUCGACUUGGCAUCCCGCGGGAGGGCAGGCAUCGAACUCCUGAAAGCAGCGCUGCAGUCUCCAGCGAAAGCAGCCUCCUGUUUGUUUAGAAGCAGAGCCUCUGCUGAGAGACGGUCUUGUCGGAGUUAGUGAGACUGAGCAGACCGUGUGGAGUUGCCCAGCGCGGAUUUCUCUCUGUCUCUCUCUCUCACACACACACAGUGGGCAGACACGGACUGAGACUGGAGAGAAAGAUUUCCUUCCACCUAUUGUAUUUUUGACAAAUCCUCCGGGGGAGCUGCUUUCCUCUCUCCCUCUCUAUAUAUAUCUCUUUUUUAUUUUGUGUGUGUGGUUGGAACUCCGGGACUGGCUGCGGGAAUUUCUGGGAGCUUUCUGCGUUUUCUCCAGCAGUGCAGAGCCACGAACACUGAGGUGAAAGAAAACCAGCAAAGCUGACAUUAGCCUGAGGCAUCUGCUGAAGUGUGGAUGAAUGUCACAAGCAAUUGAAGCCGAAAUGGGGCCAGUGCUGACUGUGACUGUGACUGAACUGAACCUGUGCAGAUGGACAGAGUGAGAGGGAGCCUGCCAGGGGAAGGAACAGAACGUGACCCCUUCACACGAAGGCAGCGGCGAGAGUGGGAGAACGUGAAAUCCCCCACCACCCCGAAAUAAAGGAUGCUCACGAGAAGCUGGCGUUCGGGAUUGGAAAAAGAAUUGGGGCCUGUGUCAGCACAUCCACGAUCAAAACAUCUCCACAAACACUUCACUUACCUGAUGUGAAUCCUCUAUCACUCAGCUCCCUUGGGCCUCUCUGAAGAAUUUAAAUAGGGAGGAAGAUAUCAAAAUACUCAACAAAGACAGCCCGGCGUGAAUAUAAGAUUACAGCCUGCUCUGCCAGACAGUGUCUCAGCUGACAGAAAUUUGGACAAGUGAAUUAUCCUCUCAUUCUGGACAGAGAGUGCAGGGUGUGGGCAGAGUUGGGUGGGUGAGUGUGGGUUGGAGAGUUCUUUUCUUUCCAUUGAUAAGGAACUUAAGCAGCUCUGUCAAACACUACAAUGAUGACAGCGACCCAGUGAACAAUCUCCUUGGGAAUGCCAAGCUCUUUUGAUUAUGUUCUGUAUCGCAAGGAAACACAAAACUAAUAAAGUUGGGAGGAAACAGUCGAAUUGAAUAAUAGUGUCGCCUCUCCAACUGUGGUGUGGGUUACAAAAACUUCCUCCUUUUGUAUUUGUGUUUUGGAAAAGCUUUGAGCUGCUGAUUAAGAGAAUAUUCUAUUUUUUUUUGUUGACCAGCAGCCCUGAAUUACAAAAGAAGCACUCAAAAAAAGAAGGUAAUGUGUCGGGAAUGGCCAGAUUAGCGAUAAAAAUCCAGCGGUAUUUCCGACGGAGGCCAGUCCGAUUUUUCACCUUCAUAAUCAUUUACCUCAUGGCUGGCAGCUUGAUGUUUCUGCACUCAGGGUUUGUGGGGGACAGUGCUAUCACAGGCCAGGCCUCGUACCCCAGCGACGGCACGGUGAGCGGACCCCUGGGUGGCUCCGUGGGCACAGCCAGUCUCCAGCAGUUCGCCUUCCUACCCUUCGCCAGGGGCUACAGGGAAGUGGUGGAGAAGGAGUCCCCACCGUUGCCGCGGAGAUAUGGCCCACCAUGGCUGAAACCGGUCUCGCAAGACUCCGUUGACAAGUUGAGAUCCGUGGAGCAUGUUCGGAGUUGGAGCAGGGCCCUGAAGGGGAAGAUGUCGAGAGACCAGGAAGAAAACAGAGCCAAAUAUAUCGGCUGUUAUUUUGAUAACACCAAGCAGAGAGCCUUGAGGGGAACAGCAUUCUUUGACUACAGAAAGAUGACAGUAUUUCGUUGCCAGGACAACUGUGCUGAAAGGGGUUAUCAAUACGCAGGCCUGGAGUUUGGAGCAGAGUGUUAUUGUGGACAUAAGAUCCAGGCCCGGAACACGAGUGACUCCGAGUGCAGCAUGGAGUGUAAAGGUGAGAAGAGCAACAUGUGCGGAGGGCCCAACCGUCUGUCUGUCUACCACCUGGAGCUCACCCGAGAAUCCACUAGACGCUAUGGGAGUGCUGUGUUCCGAGGAUGCUUUAAAAGGCCUGAGAAUAUCUCCCUUGCCCUGCCAGCAGGCAACGUCUUGUUGAACAUGUCUGUGGAUAAGUGUGUGGAUUUCUGCACUGAGAAGGAAUACACCCUGGCUGUGUUGGCAGGAGCAACGUGUCGCUGUGGAUUUCCCACCAUGCACUUCACACUCCACGAGCCCGAGGAUGAACAACUGUGUGCUCAGAAAUGUGCUGGGGAGGAGUAUGAAAACUGUGGGAAUGAUCAUUACUUCAUUGUUUAUCAAACGCAAGUACAAGAUAACCGCUGCAUGGACAGACGUUUCCUGCCUGCCCGCUCCAAACGCCUUGUGGCUUUGGCCAGUUUUCCAGGAGCGGGGAACACAUGGGGCCGUCACCUCAUGGAGCUCACCACCGGCUACUACACCGGCAGUUACUACUUUGACGGCUCACUCUACAACAAAGGUUUUAAGGGAGAAAGAGACCAUUGGAAAAGUGGACGGUCGGUUUGUAUAAAAACACAUGAGAGUGGCAAAAAGGAAAUUGAAUCUUUUGACGCUGCAAUCCUGCUCAUCCGAAACCCGUAUAAAGCACUAAUGGCUGAAUUUAACCGGAAAUAUGGAGGACAUGUUGGCUUUGCAUCUGAAGCUCACUGGCGGGGGAAAGAGUGGCCAGAGUUUGUGAAGAACUACGCACCUUGGUGGGCAUCCCACACACUGGACUGGCUGAAAUACGGCAGGAAAGUCCUGGUGGUUCAUUAUGAAGAUCUGAAACGUGAUCUCUUCAACCAGCUGAAGAAAAUGGUGUCCGUGCUGGGCCUCGACGUCUCUGAUGACCGGCUACUUUGCGUUGAAAGCCAAAAGGACGGCAAUUUCAAACGCUCUGGCCUUCGCAAACUGGAAUAUGAUCCCUACACACCCGAGAUGAGGAAGAUGAUUGACGCUUUCAUCAAAACUGUUGACACGGCCCUCAAACUGAGAAACCUGACUGGUGUCCCUGAGGACUAUGCCCCCAGAUGAUUUUGUCAGUAAAUGCUUUCAAAACAUGGCUGUAUCUCCUUUCCCUUUCCCUGGCCAGGACUCCUCUCCAUCCAGUGGGUGGCUUCUUUUUUGAUACUCUGCAGCUAUUAGCUUUCCAAGUGCAUCAAUUGUCUAGAGUAAAGGUCACCAAAUGCAGCUGGGGUUAGUAACCUUUUAGUGUAGACUUGCUAGCAGACAAUCUUUAGCAAGUGGAGUGUCACGAGUAAGGGACAAUGACUGAUAUGGAAUCCAUGCAACUUUUUUAAUGGGAGUUUGACAAACAGGCUCUUUGAAACUGAACAAUACUCUUAGUUAUCGUUUUGUUUCAGCUAAGGAGUGGUGCUGCCUACCUACAGAGGGAAGGGAUUAUCCGGCAAUAAUCUCUGAGGAAUCUGGUCCUCUGCACCGAAUUGGAGUGAAACUGGGGUAAUUGAGUUGGCAGCUAAAGUCUUCUUGUUUACAUAGAGGAGAGUGGAGGAGAGGGUUGGAGAGUUGGAGAGAAACGUUUCAACAGCAUUUCACACCUCGCUGACAUCGCAAUAGGUUGGAUGAUACUGAUGUGCACCCUUUGGUUUGUCAAGAUGACUGCACAAUCCAUUCCUACUUCAGUGAGAGUUGACCAGUAAAAAUGAAGGAUGAUGUCUUGGAUUGGGAAGUAGGCCUGAAAGUAUUGUAUCAAUAAGAGUGAGCAGCAACAUGAUAGCUACCAGUAAGUUAACCAUACACACAGAGUUUGCAAAGAUCACAUGAGCUGCCUGAAACAAUAAAUUGCUCCUACCUAUCCAAUUUUCCGUGAAAACCUCAAUUAUUGGCUUUAGCCAAAUAGCAAUUAAACCUAUAGUUAUUCUCACCUAUACAAUUUGACCGACCAGGUUGUCGCUAAAUUAUUUCAGCCUCGAUUUCUGCUUCUGAGUCGCAGAGCAGGAAUCAAGAGAUUUUGCCUCCCUUGAGGGAAAAUAAUUGCCCCGAACGGUCAGGGGACAGGGCAGCUGCUGGAGGGAAUUGGAGCCACCACCCCAGAUGCAGGACAGAGGUAAGCCACUAAGGAACGGGGGUGGGGGAGUGCUCCUUCAAAGACCUACCUCAGUUCUCUGGGAGAGGCAGUUUUGUUUCUCAAUGCUUCAAGGGCUGCUUUUCUGAAUAAGUCGUCAGCUUGGAAUUUCAAGAGCCCUUAUCCAGAAGCAUUUAAAUCUCCCCGAAAGAAUUGUAACUCCCACACAAUGAGUGAAGACCCACGCUCCAGCAAAAAAUAGACUCAGCCUGAACUCAGCACUGAGUUCAAAUGGGGGCGUUCCCACAUUUGGAAACCAUGACUUAUGGAGAAAGUGAGGACUGCAGAUGCUGGAGAUCAGAGUCAAGAGUGCGGUGCUGGAAAAACACAGCAGGUCA